This is a messenger RNA of Guyanagaster necrorhizus, 1802 nucleotides long. Its product is annotated as farnesyl-diphosphate farnesyltransferase. Bases 144 to 1589 code for a protein of 481 amino acids. Gene Ontology annotation, molecular function: squalene synthase [NAD(P)H] activity. The record is from RefSeq and is a predicted model, not a curated record. Gene Ontology annotation, biological process: farnesyl diphosphate metabolic process; ergosterol biosynthetic process. NCBI's taxonomy places the organism in Eukaryota, Fungi, Basidiomycota, Agaricomycetes, Agaricales, Physalacriaceae. The transcript is spliced from 5 exons. Gene Ontology annotation, cellular component: endoplasmic reticulum membrane.
GUCCGGUUUAACGGUCCGCGAAGUGAAAUUUCAGUCGUACCAUCCUUUGGAAAAAAUCCUUGCCUUGCCCCUUUCCUUCCCCUUCCGCAUCCUGCGUCUCUCUUUCAUUGAUUCUUUUUCCUUUCGUCUUUAUCUACACGACCAUGGGUAUCGCGACGUGGCUUGCUUUGCUUCUUACACACCCUACAGAGUUCCGGACGCUCUUACAGUUCAAGCUGUAUCACGAACACAAGAGAGAUAUCACCCAUGUGAAGGAGCAUGCAACGAGCGGAUGGGACAGAGAAAAUAUGCGCAAGUGUUGGCAUUUUCUGGAUCAGACAAGCAGAAGUUUUUCGGCGGUCAUCAAGGAACUUGAUGGUGACUUGGCGAGAACGAUAUGUAUGUUCUAUCUUGUACUGCGUGGUUUAGAUACUAUCGAGGACGACAUGACCAUCCCCGACGAUGUCAAACAACCCAUGUUGAGGUCGUUCCACAAGCAUACCAUUACCCCUGGCUGGAAAUAUGAUGGAUGUGGACCCAAGGAAAAGGAUCGGCAGUUGCUAGUCGAAUAUUACUGCGUUGUGGAGGAGGUUAAUUCGUUACUGCCAGCGUACAAGGCUGUUAUAGUCGAUAUCACCGAGAAGAUGGAGAACGGCAUGGCAGAUUACGCGCACAAGGCCGCCACAACGGGGGAAAUCUACCUCGGGACCACUGAGGAGUAUGAUCUCUAUUGCCAUUACGUCGCGGGUCUCGUGGGCGAAGGAUUGUCUCGUAUCUUUGCUGCUUCAGAGAAGGAGGCACCUUGGCUCGCGUCUCAGCUCGAGAUGUCAAAUUCUAUGGGUCUCCUUCUUCAAAAAACCAACAUCAUUCGUGACUAUCGCGAAGAUGUUGAGGAGAAACGGUUUUUCUGGCCCAAGGAGAUUUGGGGACAGUAUGGAUUCGAUGAGAUUCACGAGCUAUAUGCCCUGGAUCGAUCAACGAAAGAACGCGCGCAGUGGGCUCAGAGUGCCAUGAUUCUGGACGCGAUGCGGCACUUGGUCGAUGCGCUCGACUACCUUCGGGUGCUGAGAAAUCAGACCGUAUUCCACUUCUGCGCCAUUCCCGCUACUAUGGCCAUUGCGACUCUCGAGCUGUGCUUUAUGAACGCGGAAAUGUUCCAACGAAAUAUCAAGAUUCGUAAGGCGGAGGCUGCUUCUCUUAUCAUGCGGUCAACAAAUCCACGAGAAGUAGCAUAUAUAUUCCGGGAUUACUGUCGUAAGAUUCACACCAAGGCAGUUCCCCAAGAUCCCAAUUUCUUGAGGAUAGCCGUGGCAUGCGGAAAGAUUGAGCAGUGGUGUGAACAUCAUUAUCCUUCCUUCGUUCAAAUCAGCUAUUCUGGCGACGGGGCGUCUCAUCAACUGGAUCCCGAGGAUGCCAGGUCACGCAUUGUCCAGUUGGAGAGUAAGCUGGCGAAGGAGCUAUCUACGAAGAAGCGAGCGCAGGCACCCCAAGCACCGGAGGGGUUACCAUGGGAGCUCUUCAUGUAUUUGGGCGGUGCCGUCUUAGUGAUUAUUGGGUUGUCGGUGGGCGUGAUUUGGGCAGUACUAACGCUCUUCCCGGACUCGCGAUAAGUGCUACCCAUAUACCACUAACUUAUUUCUUGUGUAAUCGUACGACAUUAUCAUGCCUUGGACAAACCCCAGACAACGAGGUGUCAAAGAGCUUGAGAGGUCGGCAAGGUAUAAAUGGCUACAGAUAUAAAUGGCUAUUAGAUGAUUCAGUUCGGAGGCUCAUCAUUAUAUUUUGAAACGACAAACGGAGGACAGUGAUGCGCCACCAAUUAC